AUGAACUCAGUUCCAUUGAGUCCAGUUCCCUCCGAAAAGCUGCUUGGUCCAGGCCAUGGACCUAGUGUAUGGCCGUUACGUGAACGAUUGGCUCUGGCCAGCGCUCUGCUCGAUGCAGACAAUCAACAGUCCAGUUGGCCUGGGAUCAGUCGUCAACUUACUCGAUUCACCACCCCAGGUCGUCCAGAAUCCUGGUGUUCUGCUCGAGCAUGCGCUAAACAAUACGCACUCUUGCUAGAUGCUGUGGAACUGACCCGCAGACAAAAAACGCCGGCCAUACAGUCACGCCUGCAUAUUUUGCACGCCAGUCCACUUCCUGCAUCAACUGUCCCCGGAUUAAGUGUUGCCGAGCGGUUGGUGAAACGUCUUACGGCAGAACGUGUAGAUGAGCUACGCACACGAAUUCGUUUGGGACAAAAGUACUACUGUUUUCUCAAACAGUUUCUUGCUGCACUGGAAUCAGGAAAAUUAGACUCGCAUUUAUCUACUGUUCAGGACUUUAUAUAUCCGAAGACCGUUCCCACUCCGCUUUCUUCCGCAAAGAAACCUGUGUCGUCAUCGUCCAAGGGUGACAAUGAAACGGAUUCACUAAUGCGACAGUUCAUCCAGCUGUGGCCGGAAUUGGACACAGUAUACACUGUUCCCGAUUCCACUUGGACCUGUCCGUCUGGUCCCGGAGGAUCUGGGACGGGUGCUGGAGCUGGCAGCAGCGCUACUGUUGGUGGUGCUCCUGGUGGACCUAAAUCCUCCGCUACUGGAGGAACGGCCAGUAUGAAUCGUUUGUGUGCCUUGUUAGCCGAAGCCUCAUCUGCCAUUCAAACACCGUGUCGUGAGAACAAGCGUCGGACGCAAAACGGCCGGACACGUCCAUUGGGCUGGAUUCGACCUUAUGCUGAUGGAUCUGGCCUUGUUCAGACCACGGCAACUACUAGGGCUGCUGUGGCGACUAGACAGCGUUACUUGUCUAACGCUAGUAAAAAACGCAUUGCGCUUAAAAAAGGUCUCAAGCGGAGUACUUUAAAGCACCGAAAGGCGUCCCUGGAUAAAAAUGAUCGACGCGGUUUGACGCAAACCGGAUCGGACGAUAUCAUCGUGCGAGAUUCGGAGAUGGAGACAACUGACGAGUAUUAUUCUUCCGACAUGCUUGAAAGUCGAUCAGAGCGGGCUAAUCGUGAAUCAGAUAGCGGCGCGACCACCCCUUCAACCGUAGCCAUGUGUGCAUCAGACUCGGAUGAACCAAUGCCAGAUAUAAUAGCUGAAUUGGAAGAAGUGGCCGAAACUCCGUCGAUGAAAUCUGGAGAGCAAUACGGUACAUCCCCGGGCACAAUGUCAUCCUUGUCGGGCCCUGGUCAAACUGCUUCCACCCAGGAAGGGGAGAGCACUGGCCGGUAUCCGUCAGCAGAUGACGAAGAACCUUUGACCCCGGCUAUGUGUGAAUUGGAACAUGCCUCCGCCAACUCACCUCUAUCAUCAUCACAAUUGACUGAGGCCGCUAGUCACGAAACUCCAGAAGAAACAGAUGCCAGUUUGGAAUUGGCGGAGUCAACCACUUUGGUUGCACAGUCACCAUCUACAGAGGCGUAUAAUGAUUCGGAGAGACCUGAUAAUUUUUGUGAGGAAGAACCUUCAGCGCCGCUCUUAGAGGCUUCAGCAAGUCCUAAUGGUGAUACAUAUAAUGUGAAUAUGGAUGUUACUGCAACCGAGCGGACCACGUCGGGAUCACCUUUGUCUUCACUUCCUGUCGGAGUAACUGUAGACCAUUCCGAAACAGCACCUUAUUUACACGAGUCACGUGAUUCCAUUCCCAAUCGUUCUCCAUUAUUGCCCACAACAAGUCAUCCCUCGACAAGCAUCACUCAAUCGUCUGAUAGAAUUGGUUCACCCACAUCGUGUGGCAUCAUUGAAUCAGGAUCUGAUACCAUUUCAGAAUCACGUUCGAAUCGGCUGCAAUCACCCAUGCUAACAUUGAAUUCAGAAAUUGCAGAAGAUUUACCUCUUACAGAAGCCAGUGACACCAUCGUUUCGGAUCGCCAACUCAGCGAAUCUACUCGCGAAGAGCAGUUACGACAGUCAGAGUUACCUCUGAAGGUAACCCCAAUUAAAUUGAAGUUAGGCCCACAGUUUCGUGCCCCGUUGUUGUCUCCAGCUGUUAAUGAGACCACCGCUGUCGAACCUAUCACACCUCAAACGGAAAGUUUGCGGCCAGCUAACAGUUUAUCUUCCUCCUCGUCUUCCCCUGAAGACACCAAACAAUCUGCCCCAAAUCCUCUUGACAUUCCAACGAAUUCCGCGUCUGUAGAUUUCGCCUGUCUUAACGGAAGCUCUACUCCGCUGGAUCGAGAGUUGGCCGUCGAGCUUUCACCGGCCAACCUGUCCCACCUAGGCUACAACAUGUGUAUACCGCUUGAUUCAGGCAAUGCCUCCAGACAUGCCAGUCCUGAAGAACGACGACCUCGUGCUCGGACUAAAUCUAAGCGUAACCUUUCCAGACGUCGUAAAUCCCAUGCACAUGUUUUAUCAGAGGUUCUAUCCAAAGGUUCUCCGGUGGUAGAGCUGUCCCAUUUGACGUUACCAUUUUCCCCUAUCGACUCCGUAGGAGAGGGCAAUCUACCGUUGGAUCUACAGGCCAGAGUCACUCUGGAGCCGAUUACUUUUUCUUGUUCAGUGGAAAAUUCUCGGUAG
This is a messenger RNA of Echinostoma caproni, 2682 nucleotides long. Lineage: Eukaryota; Metazoa; Platyhelminthes; Trematoda; Plagiorchiida; Echinostomatidae. The record is from the annotation of a GenBank genome assembly.